AUGGCUCUGAUGGAGACCAGCAAGUCCUCGCAGGGCUCGGUCCUCGGCAGCGUGAAUCCCGACCUCGCCAGCGAGAGGCAAACGGCCUCUUUCAGCGUGGAGAAGCUCACGGCCUGGCUGGACGGCGGCGCGGAGCAGACUCGGAUGCGGAGGGCGGUGGUCGCAGCUAUCGAGUCCGACCCUGUAUUUAGCAGAGAAGAUCAGUAUUUCCAGAGCCAGAACGAGAGGUAUGAAGCAGCAGUCAGAAAGGCUGUUCACCUGCAGAAAAAGAUGCACAAGAUGGGAUGGACCGAGGACGGACCUGAAAAUAAGUACAUUUACAGAGCCCUGUCCGGAGACGUCGCCUUUCUCCUUCACCGUGUCUUCAUGAGAAGCAUUUCGAUGCUGGGCUCCGACAAACAGAUUGGCAAAUGGAUUCCUCUUGCCACCCACUAUCAGCUCAUUGGAAGCUACGCUCAGACCGAGCUGGGGCACGGAACCUAUAUUCAGGGUUUGGAAACAACAGCAGUCUUUGAUAUCACCACGCAGGAGUUUAUACUGAACACACCAAAGAUCUCUGCCAUGAAGUGGUGGCCUGGAGACAUGGGAAGGUCAGCAACCCACACAGUGGUCUUUGCUCAGCUGUACGUCCACGGGAACUGCUACGGCGUGCAUCCCUUCAUCGUGCAGAUACGCAGCCUUCGGGACCAUUCGCUCUGCCCAGGCAUAACUGCAGGAGACAUCGGUCCCAAAAUGAAUUUUGAGCACGUUGACAACGGCUACCUCAUGCUGCAGAACGUACGUGUCCCCAGGGAGAACAUGCUGAACAAGUUCUGCGAGGUUCAACCAGACGGCACCUAUGUAAGACGGGGGUCACAGAAGAUUAAUUAUUUCACAAUGACUUCAGUGCGCAUUUCUGUCCUUUCAGACGAAGUUAUAAUACCUCUAAUGAAAGCUUGCACCAUUGCCAUCCGAUACUCCGUGGUUCGCCGGCAGUCCAAGUUAAAGCCUGGGGAACAAGAAGCAAAAAUCCUUGACUGCCAGACUCAGCAAGAGAAACUGCUGCCCCAGCUGGCAGCAGCCUAUGCCUUUCAUUUCAUCAACGACUACCUGCAGGAGCUAUUUGACAACGGGUACAGAGAGAUCCAGAGGAAGAACUUCGACACGCUGCCAGAGCUCCAUGCAUUUUCUUCGGGCUUUAAAGCCAUGGUUACUCAGUACGGCACCUCGGCAGUGGAGAUCUGCCUCCGGGCAUGCGGGGGACACGGUUACUCCUUGCUGAGCGGACUCCCUUCCUUGUACACUAAAAUGCUGGCCUCUUGUAUUUAUGAAGGGGAAAACACCAUUUUGCUGCUACAAACUGCCAGGUUCCUGAUUAAGUGCUUCAUGGCAGCCAGCACUGGCCAGCCCGUUCCACCAUCUGUCACUUAUCUGGCUGCAGUGAAACCCGGGAAUUGUCCAGCCAAGACCAAGCUGGAUUUUCUCAGUCCAGACAUUUACACGGAGGCCUAUCAACACACGGCAGUCAGACUCAUAAGCAGCACAGCAGCUAAACUACAGGACUUGAUUCAGUCUGGAGUCAAAAAGCACGACGCAUGGAACCAGUGCACAGUGCAGCUGGCGCAGGCUGCGAAGGCUCACUGCCACUACAUCACUGUGAAAAACUUUGCAGAAACUGUGGAAAAACUCGAGACCAAGGCUGGUAUCCAGAAGAUUAUGAAACAUCUUUGUGACCUCUUUGCAUUACACGGGAUCUUCUCGAAUGCAGGAGCCUUCCUGCAUGACGGAUACAUAUCUGGAGCUCAAAUGGACAUGGUCACAGCAUCAUACCUGGACCUCCUGGCUGUCAUUCGGCCGGAUGCUGUUCCGCUCGUGGAUGCUUUUGACUUCACAGAUAAGAACUUGAAUUCUGCACUCGGCAGUUACGACGGACAGAUUUACCAACGGCUUUAUGAGUGGGCUCAGAAGUCACCGACCAACAAGCAGAUGAGCCCAGCCUAUGAGAGGUAUUUGAAGCCACUUCUUCACAACACACUGUCAAAAUUAUGA
Molecule: messenger RNA, 2028 nt
Organism: Opisthocomus hoazin
Lineage: Eukaryota; Metazoa; Chordata; Aves; Opisthocomiformes; Opisthocomidae
Gene: ACOX2
Product: acyl-CoA oxidase 2
Biological process (GO): fatty acid beta-oxidation using acyl-CoA oxidase; very long-chain fatty acid metabolic process; lipid homeostasis
Cellular component (GO): peroxisome
Molecular function (GO): 3alpha,7alpha,12alpha-trihydroxy-5beta-cholestanoyl-CoA 24-hydroxylase activity; FAD binding; fatty acid binding
Source: RefSeq, a predicted model, not a curated record